Molecule: messenger RNA, 1173 nt
Organism: Symbiodinium natans
Lineage: Eukaryota; Dinophyceae; Suessiales; Symbiodiniaceae
Source: the annotation of a GenBank genome assembly
AUGCUUGCUGUGGCGGGCGGGUCCACUUCGUCAGUGGUCCCGCUGCCCCACACGCUCAGGAGCUCUGCCCAUGGCUCCUGGUUGGCGACGCCACGCCGGGCGCCGGGGCGCCAGCUGCGGCACACGGCUCGCCAGGGGAUGUCCGGCUUCUCCUUUGUGAAGUUCGCGAUUGUCGGUGGUGUCGCCCACUGGCUGGCAAACUUCUUCAAGUUCAGCUGGACCAGGCGGCCAAAAAGUGCGCCUGGACCUACGCAGGCGCUUAUCAGACGACAAAAGCGCGCGGAGUCCGAGGCUGCGGAGGCGAGAAAGAUGUUCAAACGAGCGUCGCAGUUCUUCGUGAACACGAGAGAAUCCACAGGCGUGGUCCUCAACCGCUCGGCGCCAGAAAUCGUCUCCUGCGCCCGAAGGCGCCUGGAGGGAGCAGUCAAUGCACUGCGGAAGGCCAACAAGGAGCUCCGGGAUGCACAGGCAGAUCUCCUUGCCUACCCGGUGCCAGAGUACCUAGCUCCGGCACAAGAGCAGGGGGCCAUCAUUAUUGGUGUCACUGGCUAUCCAGGUGUGGGAAAGUCUUCAUGGGUCAACGCAGUGAGACGCGUCUCGUCUCCGAACGACCCAGAGUACGCCGAGAUCUGCGUGGAUGGCCCUACCAUGGAACCCAUGAUGUACAAGUUCCCCGUGCAGACCCAGAAGCCGUGCGUGAUUUGGGACCUGCCCGGUGUUGGAACCUCCGGAUAUCCGCCGGAGAAGUACUUGCAGAAGCUUGGCAUUCGGCACUUCGACCUGGUCGUUCUUAUCACCGACCAGAGAUUUACCGAGGCGGAGCUACUCCUCCUGGAUGACCUCAAGCAUUGGGAUGUGCCAUUCUUCAUGGUGCGUAACAAGAUCGAUCUGGAUGUUGAGAGGGAACUCGACGCGGAACAGGAGGUCUUGGACAACCGAGGAUUUGGGGCCCAGAUAGAGGAUGACGAGAGAAGAGAGAUCGUUCGCGACACUCUCAUAAACGUGAAGGAGGACUUAUCAAUCUUACACCAUGUGGACAGUGUGUAUUGCAUUUCCUCCAUCAAGCAGUUCUGGCAUUCGUUCGACUUCCCAAGGCUCGAGCAGGACCUCACGGUGGCGUUGCGGCGUCAGCGAGCUUCUGAGGAUUCCUCGAUCGAGCUGGUCGAGGGAUGA